GUCAAGGAUCUUUUCCAUCCUUCUGCAGAACACGCGAGAGACGAAACAGCAACCACUCAACAGAGUCUCAUUUUUCAGGAUGGCAAACUGUCAGAGUGUAAUAAUAAGAUUGAAGUUUGCGGGGUCUUUCUUCCUAUACAGCGCAGAGCUCAGUGUAAAUGGCAAUGGUGGUAGUUAUUAAUUGGUCCAGACACUCUUGCUUAAACUUACGACCCCGUGCUGUCUUUCCUCCAGCAGUUUAGCCCAGAAACAAUCCGUGGCACCACUCAGACUCAUUAGACUAUCAGUACCAUGGCACCAUCGCAUACCCCGACUGCUGGACCUUCCGCAGUUUCUUAUUAGUGACAGUGCGUCAGUAGAGGAAUCGUUUACGCACGAGCCAAUACAGGCAUAAGGCGACGGUUGAGAUUUUCUGAUCUCCUUUUGCGCCAUGGAGAACUCCAGUCUGCCGGGUGGAAGUGCGCAAAGUGCUGGUUCGGUGGACUUUAUUACUUUAAAGCAAGUGGAUUCUCCGGAGGAGGGUGUCAUGAAGGGAUUAGGAGCGGUCGGUCGUGCCGUGUUUCUCCAAGGCAGCGGUUACAGGACUGUAGCCGAGUUUAUGGCCGCUCUCCCGACGGAAACCUCUCACCUGAUGCCUGCCUUCUGGGACUCCCCGCUCAGUCACGGCAUCAAUGUGUUCGUCGGACUGGUACUUUGCUUCACUAUGUUGGGGCUGGGCUGCACGGUGGAGGUCAGCCAGCUCGGAGAACAUAUCCGCCGACCCAUCGGGGUGCUCCUGGCUCUGGUGUGUCAGUUUGUUAUCAUGCCACUAGUGGCUUUUCUUUUGGCGCUAGCCUUUUCUUUGGAUGAUGUGGCAGCGAUGGCCGUGCUCCUCUGUGGCUGCUGUCCUGGAGGAAACUUGUCAAAUAUUAUGUCUCUGCUUGUGCACGGAGAGAUGAACCUAAGCAUCAUCAUGACCAUAUCCUCCACUCUGCUGGCGCUCGUUUUGAUGCCGCUCUGCCUCUGGAUCUACAGUCGAGCCUGGAUCAACACCCCUGUGGUUAACCUCCUGCCCUUUGGGGCCAUCAUACUGACACUUUGCAGCACCCUCAUCCCCAUUGGGUUUGGAGUUAUGCUUAGGUACCGCUACACGCGAGUGGCGGAUAUUGUUUUAAAGGCUUCUCUGUGGUCUUUGUUGUUCACCCUGGUGUUACUCUUCAUCCUGACUGGAGCAAUGCUGGGGCCAGAGCUGCUCUCCACCAUCCCGCCUUCUGUCUACGUGGUGGCUGUGCUGAUGCCUCUGUGCGGUUACGCUGCAGGUUACGGGCUGGCAGUGCUUUUUGACUUGCCCCCCAACAGUCGCAGGGCCGUGUCUCUGGAGACGGGCUGCCAGAAUGUGCAGCUGUGUACGGCUAUCCUGAAGCUGGCCUUCCCUCCUCAGCUGAUGGGGGGGAUGUACAUGUUUCCCCUGCUCUACGCCCUGUUCCAAGCAACCGAGGCUGGGAUUUUCAUCCUGGCCUACAGGAUGUACAGGAGGGAGGUCCUGCAUAAACCAGAUCCCAUGGUGGACGGUGAGGACACGGACAUAAAUUAUCAAAGGUUUGAAGACGAGGACUUUGAACCGUCAUAUGGUGCGGUAACAGUGAGCGACCCAAACACUAUCAUGCUGGAUCCUUGUCCUCCUGAUCCAACUCCAGUUUAAUCUGCAUAAAGAUAAUAAUUUAAAAAACAAAAAUCGCUGCUCCACUAUGGAGGACCAAAACUGCCAAAUUGAAAAAAGAAAGAAAAAACAUAUAUAUAUGACUCAGUAACUCAAUUAAUAGACAUUAAAUUAUUACUUAAACACAGAAAUGA
This is a messenger RNA of Pelmatolapia mariae (spotted tilapia), 1833 nucleotides long. RefSeq names its product solute carrier family 10 member 4 (gene slc10a4). The coding region runs from base 431 to 1681 and encodes 416 amino acids. The transcript is spliced from 3 exons. The record is from RefSeq and is a predicted model, not a curated record. Gene Ontology annotation, biological process: bile acid and bile salt transport. Gene Ontology annotation, cellular component: membrane. Gene Ontology annotation, molecular function: bile acid:sodium symporter activity. Lineage: Eukaryota; Metazoa; Chordata; Actinopteri; Cichliformes; Cichlidae.